Molecule: messenger RNA, 1805 nt
Organism: Xiphophorus hellerii (green swordtail)
Lineage: Eukaryota; Metazoa; Chordata; Actinopteri; Cyprinodontiformes; Poeciliidae
Gene: saa
Product: serum amyloid A
Exons: 4
Coding region: 430-795 (121 amino acids)
Cellular component (GO): extracellular region
Source: RefSeq, a predicted model, not a curated record
CACGGCACAACCGGACUUCACUUGGAGCUCCUCAAUCAGGGGCCCAUCCUGACAUUUAAACCGAAAUACACCGAGGCUUUCGUGUGUGUAGUUAAUUUUUUAUAGAGCUGAUUUUUUGCUCAUUUAAGCACCAAAACGGAAGCGCAAAAUCUGAGCCUCGUCACAGUCCCAACUGGAAAUAGCGGGUGAAAAGCACAGUUCAAAACUGAACGACACGAAUGCUUGUUGUCAGAGCUGCAUUCCCCUCUUGUCCUGCCAAUGGUUUCGGAACAGAGUCAGUGAUGGGCGAUUCGUGUGAGGAUUUGUGAAAGGAUGCCUUUUACGCACAACCUGCCCAAGUUGUGCUUUAGAUUUAUUCUGUUGCUCACGUGCUGAGCCCGUUUUGCGGUUUCAUUGGAGUCAUUGUUGCAAGCAGCCGCAUCGAUAGCCAUGAAGCUGCUUUUGGCAGGAAUUGUCUUGAUCUCCAUUAUUGGAACUGAAGCUCAGUGGUACUACUUUCCUAUUGAAGCUGCAAAAGGAACGUUUGAUAUGGGUCAUGCCUAUGUGCAUAUGAGACAAGCCAACUGUAUUAACGGUGACAAAUACUACCAUGCCAGAGGAAACUCUCGUGCUGCGAAGAGAGGAAACGGAGGCGAAUGGGCUGCUGAAGUGAUCAGUGAUGCCAGAGAGUGGAUGCAGAAAAAAACAGGCCGAGGUGCUGAGGAUUCGGAGGCUGAUCAGGAGGCAAAUCAAUGGGGACGAAACGGAGGAGAUCCCAACCGUUACAGAGUCAACUGUAUUCCAGACGAUCAUUGAAGAAUGCAGAGUUAUAAAAAAUCUAAUCAAACCCAUGGCACACAUUUUAAAAUAGACAGACAAAUAAAUGGGACCACACGUAAAGAAGCAAUAAUUGUAAAAGUAUCUGUAUUAGAGAAUGUCUAACAUACAAGGAAAGAAAACCACACUUGUGAAACAUUGCAGAUACAGGAUCUACUACAUGUACAAGUGUAUUCAGUUUAUGUAAAAACUUUAAUUUCACUUUUUGCAUAUGUUGUCUGAGAAUUAUAUUAUUUUUGCUAGAGUUCUGCUGUCUGCCACCUCCUCUGGCUAAACGAGCAGACUUAGGACCGAGCUGGUCUUCCCGAUGAGCUCCUGUUUGAUUCAGAGUAAAAAAUAGCUUUCCUUAUUGUUGAAAGCAAAGCAAUUUCAAAAAGGUAAGAAAGUUCAUUAAAAUAUUAAGAACUUGUAGAGGGAUUACACAAUAUAUCAAAUCAAUUGAGUGUAAUCAUAUAAUUUUUUACUGAAAAAACUUGCACUUAGUUGGAGUACAGAUGAGGUCUACAGCGCUAAUUUAUGUCGCAAUCUUUAGUCACAUUGAUGGCAUAUUACAACAUGUAAUAUGCCGUCAUAUACGGCAUAUUAUGUCUUUUAUUUGCAGUUCAAUUGAUUAAUGUAUGACAUAAUUUUUUAUUAAUUCAUACAUGAUUCAAGUGGAGGGAAAGCUACGCAAGCUGAUAACCUGUCAAAUUUAUUCCAGUCUGACUCAUAAAAAUGUGAAUGUUCAUAAGAGAUGUGAUUCAUUCAUUCAUGUACUUGACAGCAAAAUGCUAUUACAUCUCAAAUGUUUUCAUCAGUAAGUCAUUGUGUAUGCGUUAAAAUCAGAUAGAAUGUCCUUCAUGGAUAUUACAAUAAGGCAAGGUUUUGAAGGCAAGAAAAUGAUUUUUAAUUUAAUUUUGUUUCAUAAGAAAUAAAUUCUAUUAGUUAACUUAUAAAAGGGUUUUAAAUGUGUUUCUAAUUUUAAAUAAAAUUCCUAAAGAUACAAAACA